This is a messenger RNA of Colossoma macropomum (tambaqui), 5425 nucleotides long. It is a transcript of the gene phka2, whose product is annotated as phosphorylase kinase, alpha 2 (liver). Lineage: Eukaryota; Metazoa; Chordata; Actinopteri; Characiformes; Serrasalmidae. Bases 470 to 4183 code for a protein of 1237 amino acids. The transcript has 31 exons. Gene Ontology annotation, molecular function: calmodulin binding. Gene Ontology annotation, biological process: glycogen metabolic process. Gene Ontology annotation, cellular component: phosphorylase kinase complex. The record is from RefSeq and is a predicted model, not a curated record.
AGAUGUAGUAUGGAGGCUUUUGUUACUUUUUUGUGUUUACUCGUGUGCGCCCUCUGUCAAGGCUGUUCGAGUCGGCUUCGGAUUCUCGCACGUCUCCGGUAUUCCUCAUCCUAAAUGGGGUGUUAGCAGCCGUGUAAAGCCGGCUCGUUGAUGACAAUAUAAUAGUUACAUUGAUGUGGAUACAUUUUUGUAGUUUUUUUCAUCGACAUUCCAAGAAAUGUGCAACUAAUUUGUCGAGAAAUUCCAUUUUUUGGUGGAGGUCGUUUGCUGUCAGGGCUGUGAGGGCUGCGGCAGUCACGAACACGUCCGUCUAGCCAGUGAGGGGAACUGUUCGGAUAAACCAUCUGUUAACACUGUCACAGCCUUGUUUUCUUCCCCUGCAAAGAGGAAAACCCUGAUAUUUUAUCUAGCAUAAAAUAUUUCCGUUACAGAAAUGGCAACCGCAUGAUUGGACCAGAGCAGAUUAAAGAUGCGGAGCCGAAGCAAUUCCGGAGUGAGGUUGGAUGCGUUCGCUAGGCUUGUCCAAGAGACAAUCCUGUGCCAUCAGAAUCCAGUGACUGGUCUCCUGCCUGCCAGUGAACAGCAGAAAGAUGCCUGGGUCAGGGACAAUGUUUACAGCAUUCUGGCAGUGUGGGGCCUUGGAAUGGCUUAUCGCAAGAAUGCCGACCGUGAUGAGGACAAGGCCAAGGCCUACGAGCUCGAGCAGAGCGUGGUCAAGCUGAUGCAAGGAUUGCUGCAGUGUAUGAUGAGACAGGUGGCAAAGGUGGAGAAGUUCAAACACACGCAGAGCACCAAGGACUGCCUGCAUGCCAAGUACCACACUCCCACCUGUGCCACUGUGGUAGGGGAUGACCAAUGGGGUCACUUGCAGGUAGACGCCACCUCACUGUACCUGCUGAUGCUGGCGCAGAUGACGGCAUCAGGUCUGCGCAUCAUAUCUAACCUGGAUGAGGUGGCGUUCAUUCAGAACCUGGUGUUCUACAUUGAAGCUGCAUAUAAAGUUGCUGAUUAUGGCAUGUGGGAGAGAGGAGACAAGACUAACCAAGGAAUCCCAGAGCUAAAUGGGAGCUCUGUUGGAAUGGCAAAGGCUGCACUGGAGGCCAUUGAUGAGCUUGAUCUGUUUGGAGCUCAUGGAGGCCCCAAAUCAGUGAUUCAUGUUCUACCAGAUGAAGUGGAGCAUUGCCAGUCUAUCUUGUGCUCUAUGCUGCCUCGAGCCUCAACCUCUAAGGAGAUUGAUGCUGGUCUGCUCUCAGUCAUCUCCUUCCCUGCUUUUGCAGUCGAGGAUGCUGACCUGGUCAACAUCACCAAGAGCGAGAUCAUCUCUAAACUGCAGGGACGUUAUGGGUGCUGCCGGUUUAUCAGAGAUGGGUACAGGACCCCGAAAGAGGACCCUUCUCGGCUUCAUUAUGACCCAGCAGAAUUGAAACUGUUUGAGAAUAUUGAAUGUGAAUGGCCAGUGUUUUGGACUUACCUUAUACUGGAUGGCAUUUUCAAUGGGGAUCCUGUACAGGUGCAGGAAUACAGGGAGGCUCUGGAGGGCAUCUUGAUCCGAGGCAAGCAUGGCAUCAAACUAGUGCCUGAACUUUAUGCCGUACCGGCUGACAAGGUUGAAGAUGAGUACAGGAAUCCCCACAGUGUGGAACGGGUGGCCACAGGCCAGCUCCCUCACAUGUGGGGACAGUCUCUUUACAUUCUGGGAAGCCUGCUAGCAGAGGGAUUUCUUGCACCUGGCGAGAUAGAUCCUCUAAAUAGAAGAUUCUCCACAGGGUUCAAACCAGAUGUUGUAGUCCAAGUGAGUGUAGUAGCAGAGUCAAAAGAGAUCCAGGGGCUGCUGAGGGAUUAUGGGGUAGAUGUCCAGACUGUAUCAGAAGUUCUGCCCAUCCGUGUCAUGCCGGCUCGUAUCUUGAGUCACAUCUACGUCAAGCUGGGAAACUGCAAGAAGCUGAAUUUGACUGGACGGCCAUACCGGCAUAUUGGUGUUUUAGGGACCUCCAAGUUCUAUGAGAUCAGAAAUCGUACCUACACCUUUACCCCACAGUUCAUUGAUCAGCAUCAUUUCUACCUGGCCCUGGAUAAUCAAAUGAUUGUGGAGAUGCUGAGGACUGAGCUGGCUUACCUCUCUUCCUGUUGGCGGAUGACUGGCAGACCCACACUCACUUUUCCUAUCACACGAAGCAUGCUGGUGGACGAUGGUGAAAGCAUUGACCCUUGCAUCCUGUCCACCCUACGAAAGCUUCAGGAUGGCUAUUUUGGUGGAGCAAGAGUGCAGAUGGCGAACCUGUCCACUUUCCUCACCACCUCCUUCCACACCCAGCUCAGCUUCAUGGACGCUGACCCUGAUGAGAACCUUUUGGAUGAGGAGGAUGAUGAUGAUGAUGAUGAUGAUGAAGAUGAAGACAAUGAAGAGACAGAACAUGUUUUUUCCCCCUCUGAUUCAAAAGGCAUAGAAGAUUCAAAAGAUGUGCUUGAUGAGUACCUUACACAGCUCCUGCAGAGUACAGCCACAAAGUCACAUCUCCCUCCCAUUCAGAGGGGACAGCACCAUGUUUUCAGUGCUGAACACACCACCAGGGACAUCCUGACUCUUAUGGCUCAGGUUCAGGGCCUCAACAUGCCUAAGCCAUCUAUGUACUUACCUGUGACUCCCAUCAUGAACAAGCACAGGAAGUCCCUGAACCUGCUGGAGGUCCCACACCCUCAACACCAAGGUCCUCACCAACACAAGACUUCUAGUGUUGACCUUCACUUGCCCCGUGAUGCGCAUGGAAACACAGACUUCGCUGCUCUGGUCAGUCAGCUGAAGGAAUGCCCAACAUUACAGGACCAAGCUGACAUCCUCUAUAUUCUCUAUGCAAUGAAGGGUGCAGACUGGGUAGUGAGUAUAUCUGAGCAGUGUGGAGCCACAGUGCGCUCUUUGCUAGGAGAGCUCUACAUUAAGGCCGGAGCGAGUCAAGAAUGGGGACUCAUUCGUUACAUCUCAGGCAUUCUGAAGAAGAGGGUAGAGGUCUUGGCUGAGGCUUGCACUGAUCUGAUCUCCCAUCAUAAGCAGCUGACAGUGGGUCUUCCUCCAGAGCCUAGAGAGAAAGUCAUUACAGCUCCUCUCCCACCUGAAGAGCUGAAUAAUUUGAUAUAUGAGGCCAGUGGCCAGGAUAUUAGCAUUGCUGUACUUACACAGGAGAUCAUGGUGUAUCUGGCCAUGUAUGUGCGUUCUCAGCCGGCACUGUUUGGAGACAUGUUGCGUCUGCGAAUAGGCCUCAUUAUGCAGGUGAUGGCUACCGAACUGGCCCGAAGUCUACACUGCUCAGGUGAGGAGGCAUCAGAGGGGCUGAUGAACCUCAGUCCGUCUGACAUGAAGAAUCUACUGCAUCAUAUUCUAAGUGGGAAAGAGUUUGGAGUGGAAAAGAGCAUGCGGCCACUUGAGUCCACAGCUACCAGCCCAGCUAUCUCCAUCCAUGAGCUUGGACAUACAGGGGCUACCAAAACAGAACGUACAGGCAUCAGGAAACUGAAGAGUGAAAUCAAACAGAUCUUUACUGGCAGUCAUUCCAUCAGCAGCAAUGUCACAUCCCCCCGCUCCACGAGGUGCAGCAGCCCUUCCACCCCCAGUGGCAUCCUCUCUCCAACAGGUACAGGUGACUCACGGCUACAGUGGGAGGAGAGGCAGGGUCAGUGGCUGAGGAGACGCAGACUGGAUGGGGCCAUCAACAGAGUGCCCAUGGGCUUCUACCAAAAGGUCUGGAAGAUUCUGCAGAAGUGCCAUGGCCUGUCUAUUGCUGGAUAUGUACUGCCCUCCUCUACUACUCGAGAGAUGACAGAAGGGGAGAUUAAGUUUGCUGUCCAUGUGGAGUCUGUACUGAACCAUGUUCCUCAGCCGGAGUACAGACAGCUGUUGGUGGAGGCCGUCAUGGUGCUUACCCUGGUGGCUGAUAUGGAGAUAUCCAGCAUUGGAGGAAUCAUUCAAAUCGACCGUAUAGUUCACAUGGCAAAUGAUCUUUUUCUGCAGGAUCAGAAGUCCAGUGGGGCCAAUGAGUUUUUCCUGGAGAAGGACCCAGCAACAGGAAUUUGCAACUUCUUCUAUGAUAGUGCUCCCAGUGGCAGCUAUGGCACUAUGACCUAUCUAUCAAAGGCCGUGAUUACAUAUGUUCAGGACUUCCUCCCUAACACCAGCUGUCUGAUGCAGUAAGGAAAGCAGCUCAAGGAAUGUGAUGGCUUUACCACUGACCAUGGACCCGUUUCGUUAAUGGUAGCCUCAACUUCCACACAGUUAUGCUGCACAGUAAACCUGGUGUCCUGUCAGCUGCAGAGGGCAGACUGUACCAACAGCAAGGAUGUGGUUUGAACUCUGAAUAUUCCAAAUUACAAAGAAAGUGAAUCACUGGAUUUGGACCACUGUAUAACACAUACUGGUAACUGCUAACUGAUUUUACUAAAUAGCAUGUGAGAUUCUAUUAUAGAAAUUAUAUUAUAUUUAUUUUAGAUGGUCUGCCUAAGUGAAUUAAUCUGUUAUUUUAAUAUUUAAUAAUUUAUAAUUUUAUUCAAAUAAUUCUAAGUUUGUCCAAAUAAUCAUAAUAUAUUAUCAAAUAUAUGCAGAAUGUUUAGCUACUAAUAACAAAGAUAAUAUUAGGAAAAAAAUAUAUCCCAUUAUUUCCAUACUCUUUUGUGGGCUUAUUAUGAAUGUAGGUAAUUUUUGUUUUAGCUCAAUGAAACACUGUAAAUGUAAAACUGAAUCAUAAGUUUGCUUUGUGUGAGCCUGUUACUUUGUGAAGUAAUACACCAACGGUAAUAGUAUGAAUGGUACAAAAUGUUUUAAAUACACACUGUAGUUGAAGCAUGUUUACAGACAAAUCUAAAACCAGCUAUGAACAUGUACUGUAACACACUUACUUUGAGCAUUUCUUAAAUAUUAAGAGAUUUUGAGGGGAACAAAACAAAUGUAUGUGGAACAAUAUGUUUUUUUUUUUCUCCAGCAGACAACAUGAACAUCCUAGCUCUAAAUCUGUAGGGCAGGAAGGGAAACAGUUUGUUGUUUUUCAUUUUUAUUUUACAUUUAUCUACAUUAUACUUGAACUUUCUGAGAGAGUGGUGGUGCUCUAACCAGUGCCUGCAGGGCCUGCGUGGAGAAGCAGCAUCAGGGUGAGAGCACUGAUCUAUGAUCAGUUUUCCUCUUGGCUAGAAAACAAAACAGCUCCUUCUCUGAAAAUAGCACUCCUACUGUGAAAUGCUUUAAAAACAAUGCCACAGUUCUGGGAAUAGACAAUGCUGCAAUACUUCAAUUUCUUUUGGUACUUUCGGUUCUUUGAUCUAAUCUAGUAAUAUUUAACUACAUUAAACUGAUAGUGUUCAAGGUUCUUCAAAAACCUGACUUUGUUUAUCCUUAUGUUUUUUGUGAGUCAGUGGCUUAAUAAAUCAAGCAUGUUUGGCAGUA